Molecule: messenger RNA, 2398 nt
Organism: Chara braunii
Lineage: Eukaryota; Viridiplantae; Streptophyta; Charophyceae; Charales; Characeae
Source: the annotation of a GenBank genome assembly
GAGUGGAUACACAACCGGAGGGCAGUUUUGAAGGACAUGGUGGACCCAAAGAAUGUGGGGAAGUGGAAGGCGAUGCGGUGGUCGAGCGCGAAGCUGCAAGUGAAAGCGGAUCUCGUGUACUUCACACUACGGAGGGAUGCUUGGUGGACGGAGCUAAGGAAGGUGGUGGAGAUGAUGGAGCCGUUGUAUCUCUUACUGCGGAGGAUGGACAAGGAUGGGACCGCACCGUCAAACCUUGUGGAGUACAACCGACUCAUGGAGAGGAUGCUAGCGGAGGUUGUGCACGCGUUGGCUUUUCUUCUCGACCCGCGAAGGAGAGAUCUAAAGUGGUUGUUGGACCGGGACAACGCACUUGUGCAAAACGCGCUGCGUUAUUUGCAGAGGCAAAUUGGCGGACAUUGGAAGUCCAAGACGCAAGUUGGGAUAUUGAGCGACCUACGCGAGUUCCACAAGAAACCCACCGCAUACGACCCCAAGCGGAAGGACAGGAAGAUGUGGGAGGAGGAUGCGGUCACGGAUGGUGGUUGUAUCUCACCGUCGGAGUGGUGGGUAACACAUGGUGGCGAUGUACCGAAGUUGCAGGCCAUUGCUAUCAAAGUGAUGGGCAUGUGGAGCACUGCAACUCCGGCGGAGCGUAAUUGGUCCUUGAUGGACUUGGUGCACUCCAAGCGACGAAAUCCGUUGAAGCCCGCAACCGUGGAGAAGCUUGUGUACAUUCAUUGGAAUAUGAAUCUGUUGCGGGCGAGCAAGAAUGUAAAGGACCAUCACUACGUCGAUUUGUGGGCGGAGUUCUUCGAGUCUCUUCCGAAUGCGGAGGAGGGCGAUGAUCCUCUUUUGGAGGAACCCGAGGAGGGGAAGGGGAAAACGGAGGAGAAACAGGCGCGGGAACGGACCUUCAUCAAGUUAUCAAAGGGCCGGAUUCCGAAGAACCUCGAAGAAGAUGAAGAGAAGCACACAAACGACAACGAUGCGUGGUUGCUGGAGAAGUACCAGCUCAGCGAUCGGUUACUCGACUUGCGAGAUUUGAGGGCGGUGGAUCAUAAGAAGUUUGGUACUACCAAACAAUUCUUAUCGGACUUUGAGCGUGUGGCUCGCCUAAUCCCGAAUUUAUCCGAUAAAGAUCGCUGCCUCAUCUUCCUUGAUAACUUCAACGACAUCGAGCAAUCGAAGUUGGUCGAAGGGAUGCAAGGGAGGUAUCACUGGACUAAGGUCCGGCAAAAUGCGCUAGUGGCGAAGUUCGAUGAUAUCCUCUACCGGUUGUUGAGGCAGCAAAAGGAGGAGCGGGAAAAGGUGAAGCUGGGAGAAGUAAAGAACGGUGAAAUUUACAAAACUUUGACCUGCAUGAGAGAAAUGAUGGAGGGCAUAAAGGAGGAAAGGCUGAAGUUUCAAGUCAUGUUGGCCAAAGAGAAAAAGAGUAAGACGAAAGGGAAAGAGUCAGUGGAAGAAGAAAGUGACAGUGAGAGCGAGGAGGGAAAUGAGUCGCCUCGGCCUCGAACGAAAGACCUGGCGGAGGUGUUGUUGGGCAUUCGCCGCUUUGUCUGGGAGCACAUCAAUGAUGUGGUGAAAAUCCUUAAGAGGUUGAAGGAAUUUAAUCUCACAGCUAGUGGGAUUAAGUCUCGGCACUGUAUGAAGAGAGCAGUGAUCUUGGGAUUUCUUUGCGACGAGAAAGGUCGCCGGCCGGAUGCGAAGAAGUCUAAUAAAAUCUUGGAAUGGACGACCCCUUUCAAGUCGAUCACAGAGAUCGCAGAGGAAAUGAUGAAGCUGGCGUUGACCGAUGACAUCGACCUUGUGCUUGAUCCGCUAACAAUUGAACAGGGUCAUAGGCAGUCUGACGACGCUUUCCAGACCAUGGGAAGGAUGUCAUUCAUCAUGAACUUGUUAGUUCAUGAGGAUCGCCUGAGGUUAAUGAACACGGAAGAAGGAAGCAGUGAGGUUAAGGAGACGUUUAAGGAGAAGGAGUACGAAAGGGAGUAUAAAAAAAUAGGCAUGUGGUUGAAUGGGGAAUUGGAUGAAAGUGAGGUUGAUCCAGUUGUGCGGGAGAAGAGCAAAGAAUUCAUUGUUCAUGAUGGUCACCUUUUUAAGAAAGUUGCUGAUGGUGUCCCAAAGAGGGUGGUAUGUGGAACCUCUCGACAGUUAGAUGUGAUUGUUGCUCUGCAUGAUGGGGUAGCCGGCGGGCAUAGGUCUACGCGGGUAACUCUGAACAAGAUCCAACGUCUCUAUUUCUAGGAAGGGAUGAGCAAGAUGGUGAUCGACUUCUGUAAAUCUUGUUUCCCUUGCCAACAGAGGUCUAACAUCCACUACCUCGAGCCCCUCCUUCCACGGUAUGUGGCAGAACCAGGUGCGGUGGUGCAUUUGGAUCUCCUGGUAAUGCCACCUGGGAUAAAUGGGUACAAGUAUA